Ustilaginoidea virens is the source of this 1332-nucleotide messenger RNA. RefSeq lists its product as uncharacterized. Gene Ontology annotation, biological process: secondary metabolite biosynthetic process. Gene Ontology annotation, molecular function: FAD binding. The transcript has 3 exons. Lineage: Eukaryota; Fungi; Ascomycota; Sordariomycetes; Hypocreales; Clavicipitaceae. The coding region runs from base 1 to 1332 and encodes 443 amino acids. The record is from RefSeq and is a predicted model, not a curated record.
AUGCCCAAGCCCGAUCUGUCGUACGCCAUCAUCGGCGGCGGCAUAUCCGGCAUCGCCCUCGCCAUCGCCCUCCACCGCAGCGGCGUCGACGUGCGCAUCUUCGAGCAGGCAAGCCAGUUCAAGGCAUCGGGCGCCGGCGUGUCCUUUACCCCAAACGCCCUGCAGGCCAUGCAGGUGUGCCAUCCCGCCAUCUACGAAGCGUUCCAAAGAGUGUGCACCCGCAACAUCUGGCCCUCGAAGCAGAAGGUCUGGUUCGACUACUACGACCACCACCACGCCAGCCACCACGGCAAGCCCGCCUUUUCCAUCACCAACCAGUUCGGCCAAAACAGCGUCCACCGCGCCCGCUUCAUCGACGAGCUGGUCAAGCUGCUCCCCGCCGACAUGGUGUCGUUUGACAAGAGGCUGGACCGGUACGAGGAGCAGGACGGCGGCCGGUACCGGCUGCACUUUGCCGACGGCUCGACGCACGUGGCCGACGGGAUCCUGGCUUGCGACGGCAUCAAGUCCCGCGUGAGGCAGCUCAUGUUCCGGGCCGGGCACCCUUGCGCGACGCCUUCCUACACGUACAAGUACGCAUACCGCGCGCUGGUGCCCAUGGAGGACGCCGUCUGGGCCAUGGGCGAAGAAAAGGCGCAGAACGCAGCCAUGCAUCUGGGCGCGGGCGGCCACGUCCUCACGUUCCCCGUCAACCACGGCAAAACCGUCAACGUGGUGGCCUUUCGCGCCACGCAGCGGGACUGGCCCAACAGCGCCCGGCUGACCGCCGAGUCGACGCGCGAGGCCGCGCUGCGGGAUUUCGCGCACCUGGGCCCGGAGAUCACGGCCCUGCUGAGGCUGACGAACCCAAAGCUAGAUGUCUGGGCCAUCUUCGACCUGGGUGACAACCCUCCGCCAACCCUGUCGCGCGGCGGCGUGUGUCUCGUCGGCGACGCCGCCCACGCAACCUCGCCGCACCACGGCGCCGGCGCCGGCUUCUGCAUUGAAGACGCGGCCGUGCUGGCUCACCUCCUCUCCGACAAGAGGGUCGCCGACCACGUCGCCCUGCGCGUCGCCCUCCAAGCCUACAGCGAGGCUCGUCGAGAGCGCGCGUCGUGGCUCGUCCAGAGCAGCAGGCACAUGGGCAACAUGUACGAGUGGCUGGCGCCCGGCAUACAGGGCCUGGCCGAGGUUGAGGAGGAGAUCAAGUGCCGCAACGGGGUCAUUGCCGACGUGGACGUCGCGGGCAUGUGCGGCGCGGCCAGGGAGCUGUUUGCCAGGGGCUACGACAUGCUGCAGCAGAACUGGAGGAACGACAAGCGAGCAGGCGGGGGAAUAGGGUGCGCCCUUUGA